Molecule: messenger RNA, 301 nt
Organism: Staurois parvus
Lineage: Eukaryota; Metazoa; Chordata; Amphibia; Anura; Ranidae
Source: the annotation of a GenBank genome assembly
UCAGUACCAAAAGCGGUAACCCCGAGCUACACUCGGGCUUACCAUGCGGCGUUGCUCAGGGAUUCCCUGCAGCGCUUACCUUGUCCUUCGCUCCCACGAUGCGUCCCCUGCAGCAUCCCCGGCCAUCUCCUCUGGCCGAUGCCGGUAUCUGGCUUCCGUGUUCCGGGCCCUGCGAGCGUCGGUACGUACGGGGGCCAGGACGGCGGCAAAUUUAAACAUUUUUAGAAACUGUCAUUUUCUUAGAAAUGAAUUUCACAUAUGCUUUGUCCUGUGCCCUGCCUGCAUUUUUACUGUUCUUUCU